This is a messenger RNA of Quercus robur (English oak), 1344 nucleotides long. Its product is annotated as aspartic proteinase CDR1-like. Lineage: Eukaryota; Viridiplantae; Streptophyta; Magnoliopsida; Fagales; Fagaceae. Gene Ontology annotation, molecular function: nucleic acid binding; RNA-DNA hybrid ribonuclease activity. Gene Ontology annotation, cellular component: extracellular region. The transcript is spliced from 3 exons. The record is from RefSeq and is a predicted model, not a curated record. Bases 1 to 1344 code for a protein of 447 amino acids.
AUGGAACAAGAAGGUUCUUCCAGUGUGGGUGUUGUUAUUAGAGACUCCAAUGGUCAAGUAGUGGCUGCUCUGUGCUUGCCGCUCCAGUCCUAUUUUUCUGCAGAGCUUUCGGAAGUUUUUGCUUUGGAGCAAGGUGUCCUUUUUGCUCAAGAGCUUCAGCUGCCUCGGAUUAUUGUUGAAUCUGAUGCUCUGACAGUUAUCCAAGCAGUUAACGAUAAAGCUACAGGGAGCAUUUUCGGCCACCUCAUUCAGGGAAUUCAUCAAGUUUGUGAGUCUUUUGAAUCUUGCCAUUUCAAGCCAAGCUUACAAUCUAAGAGUUCAAUCCAAUCAAACAUAAUAGCUAAUGGCGGAGAACACCUCAUGAAGAUUUCCCUUGGAACCCCAGCAGUUGAGGUGCUUGGCAUUGCAUAUACAGGCAGUGAUCUAACAUGGACACAAUGUGAGCCAUGUGAAAAAUGUUACAAGCAAAACCUUCCUCUCUUUGAUCCUCAGCAAUCUUCAACAUAUGGUAACGUGCCCUACAAUUCAAGUCCUUGCAAGGCAUUAAACACUGCCUCUUGUGGCACUGAUAAAAACACCUGCCAGUAUGGUUAUUCAUAUGGAGACCAAUCAUUCACUAAUGGUGAUCUUGGUGUUGAAACCUUAACCAUUGGCUCAACUACUAGCCAUCAGGUCACAUUACCAAAUAUUGUAUUUGGGUGCGGGCACAAUAAUGAUGGUACAUUUGGUGAGGCAGGAUCAGGCAUAAUUGGCCUAGGAGGUGGCCCUCUUUCUCUGGUCUCUCAACUAAACAAUUCUAUUGGUGGAAAAUUUUCUUAUUGUUUAGUUCCCAUAGAAAAUUCAAAUGUUACAAGCAAGAUUAAUUUUGGUAGCAAUGGCUUGGUUUCUGGCAAUGGUGUGGUUUCAACACCCUUGGUUGCAAAAGAUCCUUCGACAUUCUAUUACCUUACUCUAGAGGGCAUUAGUGUUGGGAACAAGAGGUUUGCCUAUAAGGCUUCUUCUAAGGCUGUUGCUAGUAAUGAGGGUAACAUUGUUAUUGACUCAGACACAACUUUAACCUCUCUUCCACCUGAAUUUCAUGAAGAUUUGGUAUCAGCCGUUGAGAAAGCUAUUGAUGCUGAACGUGUUAGUGACCCAAGGGGUGUUCUUAGUCUUUGUUUCAGGUCUAGAGAUGAAAUUCAUAUCCCCAUUAUCACGGCUCAUUUUACUGGUGCUGAUGUGAAGUUGAAGCCAAUCAAUACAUUUGCUAGAAUGGAUGAUGAUUUGGUUUGCUUCACCAUGAUACCAUCUGGUAGUGUGGCCAUAUUUGGGAACUUGGCUCAGAUAAACUUCUUGGUGGGAUAA